AUGGAGUUACAAAGUAAAAAUAGUUUUGUUGAUAAUAAUCGGUCAAUGAGAAUAUGUUGUGUAGUUGGAUGUAGCAAUUCGGAAAAAAAAAAUCCAGAAUUGAGUUUCUAUUCUUUUCCUGGACGUAAUUAUGAAGUUGAGAGGAAACAAAAAUGGAUAGCUGCCGUAAGGCGUUUAAGCGAAGGAAAUAAACUGUGGCAACCGACAGCCAAUUCUCGAAUAUGCAGUGCGCAUUUUGACGGAGGCUGUAAGUCAGAUGAUCCUAGAAAAGUCAGUUACAUUCCUACAAUUUUUCCUGAAAAAUAUCGUUCAAAAAAUAAGUAUGAUCAUGCGAGAGCUGAAAGAUUGCAGAAACGAAACGAACAAAAAUCAAGAGAAGAAUGUGAAAUCAUUACAUUUCAAAAUUCCAAUUAUGAUGAUUCAACAUUCAAUCUAACCCAAAAUGAUUCAUCGACCUUGGUAGAAACUUUUGACAUUUGUAUACAAACUGACAUAACUUUGGAUAUUCCACAAAAUAUUAAUAUCAUUCACUUAUUUUGUUCCUCUGAUGGUAACGAUAAAAGUACACAAACAGAUAUACAGUUGACUAGCUACCGUACAAUCAAAGAGAAGGUAGUUGUAGAAGAUCAGGAAAUACAAGAAGAGAUAAGUAAAUUGAAUAAAAACUACAAAAGUGUAGCUUGUGGAUCAGAUUUAGAGAUGAGGGAUUAUUUCACAGGAUUUGCUGGUAUCACAAGUGAGCAAGAUUUAAAAAUUUUGACUGGAAUAAAAUUCGACGUCUUUAAUCAUCUGUUAAAGUUUAUAAUACCUGGAAAGGAUGGGCAACCACAGUUCUUUAGAACACUAUCUACAGAAGAUCGUUUGUUAUUAUUUCUGAUGAAAUUAAAACUAGGAAUAAGCUUUUCUGCAAUCGGAUUACUUUUUGGAGUGAGCAGACAAACAGUUUCAAAUAUAUUUUUUAGCAUACUGGAGACUGUCUAUAAAAAUGUAAAAAAAUGGAUAUUUUGGCCAUCUAAGGAAGCUGUAAAACAGACUAUGCCAGAUACCUUUGUCAACUAUCCCGAUUGCAGAGUGAUAAUUGAUUGCACUGAAGUUUAUACUGAUACACCUUAA
Molecule: messenger RNA, 1113 nt
Organism: Phymastichus coffea
Lineage: Eukaryota; Metazoa; Arthropoda; Insecta; Hymenoptera; Eulophidae
Exons: 3
Coding region: 1-1113 (370 amino acids)
Source: RefSeq, a predicted model, not a curated record